AUGUCUGCGGGUCCCCCACACUCACCGCAGGGAGACACUCACAAUCUGCUGGAGCUCCGCGGGGGGGAGGCUCCACUCUCACCCCCAGCACCCCUCACCCUGAGCGGGGAGAGGAGCCGGCUGUGGCAGGGGGUGCAGCUGUGGUUGAUGCUGGUUAUCUCUGGUUGGUUCUGGUUGGUGCUGGUUAGCUCUGGUUGGCCCUGGUUGGUGCUGGGGUCAGGGGCUGUCAGGGAGUGUCUGUCCCGUGUGUGA
Knipowitschia caucasica is the source of this 252-nucleotide messenger RNA. Lineage: Eukaryota; Metazoa; Chordata; Actinopteri; Gobiiformes; Gobiidae. The record is from the annotation of a GenBank genome assembly.